AUGUACGUCAUCGGAACCGCCGGACACGUGGACCACGGCAAAUCCACGCUGGUCAAGGCUCUCACCGGCAUUGAUCCGGACCGCCUGCCCGAGGAAAAGGAACGGGAGAUGACGGUCGACUUGGGUUUUGCGUGGAUGACGCUGCCCAGCGGCCGCGAGGUUAGCAUCGUGGAUGUGCCGGGACACGAGCGGUUCAUCAAGAACAUGCUGGCCGGCGUCGGGGCCAUCGACUUGGCCAUGCUGAUCGUGGCCGCCGACGAGAGCGUGAUGCCGCAGACCCGGGAGCAUCUGGCGAUCCUGGACAUCCUGCGCAUCCGCCGGGGCCUGGUGGUCAUCACCAAGGUUGACCUGGUUGACGAGGAACUGGUGGAACUGGUCAAGGCCGAGGUAGAGGAUACCCUGGUCGGCACCGCUUUCGAGGGCUGCCAGAUGGUAGCCGUGUCCGCGUACACCGGCGAGGGCAUCGAUGAGCUCAAGGCCAGCAUCGACGGCAUCCUGAACGACACCGAGACCCGUCGAGAUCUGGGACGGCCUCGCCUGCCCAUCGACCGCUGUUUCACGGUCAGCGGGUUCGGCACCGUGAUCACCGGAACGUUGAUCGACGGUUCGGUGGCGGUGGGCCAGCAGAUGCAGUUGGCUCCGUCGGGACGCCAGGCGCGCAUCCGCGGUUUGCAGAGCCACAAGUCGCGCCUCGACGCCGCGUCGCCCGGGGUGCGAUUGGCCUUGAACCUGUCGGGCAUCUCUCGCGACGACGUGAUGCGCGGCGAGGUGCUCACCAACCCGGGCUGGCUGCGGCCCACCCGCCGGUUCGACGCCAACCUGCGCAUGGUAAAAGGCGCGCCCCACGCCCUGAAGCACAACGAAGGUGUGACCUUCCACCUCUUCACCAGCGAGACCACCGGCAGGGUGCGCCUCCUCGACGCCGACCGGCUGCAACCGGGCAGCGAAGGUUGGGUGCAGGUGCUGCUGGACGAUCCGGUGCCCAUGGUCAAGGGCGACUUCUUCGUCCUGCGGUCGUCCGAGGAUACCCUGGGCGGCGGGCAGGUGGCAGAUCCCAACCCGCGUCGCCGGCACCGUCGGUUCGCCCCCGAGGUGCUCGAACAGCUGACCGUGCUGGACGCCGGCGCCAGCGAGGACGUCAUCCUCACCAUCGCCGACCAGAUGGGGCCGUGCGACCUGAGAACCCUGUCCCAGCGCUCCAAUUUCUCCAACGAGGAAGUGCUGGAACGCAUCGGAGUGCUGGUGGAUUCCGACGAUAUCGUGGCAUUGGGCGAGAUGGGUGUCCAGGGUGACGCGGUGAUUUACUCUCGGCGCGGUUGGGACAUUCUGCGGAACCAGGCGCAGGUCGCGCUGCAGGCCUACCACAACCAGUACCCGUUGCGCCGGGGCGCUCCGCCCCAGGAACUGCGCAGUCGUUUGGGCGUCUCGCAGCCGGUUUACCUGCGCGCCGCCGCGCGUCUUUCGGACGAGGGGGCCAUUACCGAUGACAACGGCCUGGUGCGAACGCCGGAUCAUAGCGUGGAACUCAGCGACGGGCAGCAAUCCGAAAUCGCCGCGUACCUGGCCACCCUGGCCGCCGAGCCCUUGGAACGGGGCGACGUGGUGAAGGUCAACGAGACGGUGGUGUUCACCACGGCGGCCUACGAGGACAUGGCCGGCCGCAUCGUCGAUCACCUGAAGGCCAACGGGAAUGUCACGGUGGCCGACGCGCGCACCAUCUUCGGCACCAGCCGGAAGUACGUCCUUCCCCUGCUGGAAUACCUGGACCAGCAGCGAAUCACCAGGCGCGUCGGCGACGAGCGGGUGCUGCGGUAA
This is a messenger RNA of Geodia barretti, 1815 nucleotides long. NCBI's taxonomy places the organism in Eukaryota, Metazoa, Porifera, Demospongiae, Tetractinellida, Geodiidae. The record is from the annotation of a GenBank genome assembly.